Molecule: messenger RNA, 494 nt
Organism: Pararge aegeria (speckled wood butterfly)
Lineage: Eukaryota; Metazoa; Arthropoda; Insecta; Lepidoptera; Nymphalidae
Product: trafficking protein particle complex subunit 2-like protein
Exons: 4
Coding region: 19-486 (155 amino acids)
Biological process (GO): endoplasmic reticulum to Golgi vesicle-mediated transport
Cellular component (GO): TRAPP complex; cytoplasm; nucleus
Source: RefSeq, a predicted model, not a curated record
GCUUCGAUUUCGCAAGCAAUGGCUGUUUGUGUGGCUGUUAUUGGAAAAGAUAAUUCUCCACUAUACAUCGGAGGUAUAGGCAAUGACACUAGUACGGACAAUGAGCUAUCGAGGCAGUGGCUUGUUCACACUGCUCUUGAUGCGUUAGAAGAGAGACUAUCGACAACGAAUACCAGCAACACCAACUCCAGUGCAAACACCGCGCGAACUGAUCUUCGUGACCUUUAUCUUGGUUUGCUGUAUUCAACUGAUACUCAUAAAAUAUAUGGCUACGUUACUAAUACCAGAAUUAAACUUGUACUUGUAACAAGCUCGACAUCGCCAAGUGGAAGUAACAUACGAGAUGCCGAGGUCAGGACUGCUCUGCGCAGGCUUCAUGCUUUAUACGCUGACGCAAUUUGUAACCCUUUCCACUUGCCUGGUGAUCAAAUAACUUCACAAAAGUUCGACAAACAAGUAAAAAGUUUAAUGUUAAACAAUGUAUAAGAAAGAAA